Malus domestica (apple) is the source of this 969-nucleotide messenger RNA. The record is from RefSeq and is a predicted model, not a curated record. NCBI's taxonomy places the organism in Eukaryota, Viridiplantae, Streptophyta, Magnoliopsida, Rosales, Rosaceae.
AUGGCGAUUCUGGAUAACUACUAUAGCGAACACUUUGUUCGCCAGCAUGAUAUGCUUAGAGAUCUGGGUAUCUACAUUGCGAAACUAGACCCAAUAGAAGAUAGAAAAAGACUGAUUGUCCAUAUGUUUGCAGAUGGAACGUACCCAACACAAUGGCAGAGUGUUCAUCUACCACAAGUUGAGGUUCUAGUUUUGAAUUUUAAGACAGAGAACAAUGCCUUACCUGAAUUUGUGCAGAAAAUUGACAAACUGAAGGUUCUAAUAGUCACAAACUAUGGUUUAUCACCUACUGAAUUGAGUAAUUUUAAUCUUCUGGAAUCAUUAUCAAAUCUGAAGAGAAUCAGAUUAGAGAGCAUUUCAAUUCAUUCCAUAACCAAGAACUGGGUACCAUUGAAGAGUCUAAAGAAGAUAUCGUUAUUCAUGUGUAAUAUGGGUCAAGCUUUCCACAAUUGUUCCAUCAAAAUUUCUGAUGCCUGGCCAGGUCUAGAGGAAAUGAAUAUCGACUAUUGCGAUGAUUUGGUGGAACUGCCUGCCGAGCUCUGUGAUCUUGUUCAUAUGAAGGUGCUUAGUAUCACCAACUGCCAUCAGCUAUCUUGCUUGCCUGAAGAGAUCGGAAAUCUGAAGAAUUUGGAUGUAUUGAGACUAAGGUCCUGUACAGAGUUGGUAAGGCUUCCGGUUUCAAUUGAAAACCUCACUAAGUUGCGCUGCCUUGACAUGUAUAAUUGUUUCGGCAUUAGGAAGUUGCCUGAAGGCAUUGGUAAGAUGAGAGGUUUAAGAAAGAUCAACAUGGGACAAUGCUCAAGAUUGGAGGAGUUGCCUCUAUCAGUGUGGGAUCUUGACGAGCAGUUAGAGGAAGUGAUUUGUGAUGAAGAGAAGAAACCUUUCUGGGAUUCCUUCUUAGCCAGAGACAAAAUCAAGGUGACAAAAGAAAAAUCCAAUCUGAAUUGGCUCGAAAAGCCUCAGUUAUGA